This is a messenger RNA of Aedes albopictus (Asian tiger mosquito), 3800 nucleotides long. RefSeq names its product structural maintenance of chromosomes protein 3 (gene SMC3). The record is from RefSeq and is a predicted model, not a curated record. Gene Ontology annotation, biological process: mitotic sister chromatid cohesion. Gene Ontology annotation, molecular function: ATP binding; ATP hydrolysis activity; double-stranded DNA binding. The transcript is spliced from 7 exons. Gene Ontology annotation, cellular component: chromosome; mitotic cohesin complex. NCBI's taxonomy places the organism in Eukaryota, Metazoa, Arthropoda, Insecta, Diptera, Culicidae. The coding region runs from base 134 to 3739 and encodes 1201 amino acids.
AGUGAUAACUCUUUCCAACCUUGCAGCUAACUUCUUGACGAAAAUAUUUUGCUGGAGAAAAUUUUGGCGUCGGAAGCUUUAGAAAAUUUAUUUUUUCGUAAUUGUGUGAUGAAAACGAGUGCUACAUCGAAAAAUGCAUAUAAAACAGGUGAUCAUACAGGGCUUCAAAAGUUACCGUGAGCAAACUGUGGUGGAGCCAUUUGACAAAAGGCACAAUGUUGUGGUCGGCCGGAAUGGAUCGGGGAAAAGCAAUUUUUUCUACGCCAUUCAAUUUGUGCUCAGUGAUGAAUUCACCCAUCUUCGACCGGAACAACGACAGGCACUUCUUCACGAAGGCACUGGAGCACGUGCAAUGUCUGCUUAUGUGGAAAUUAUUUUCGAUAACUCCGAUAAUCGCGUACCGAUCGAUAAGGAGGAAAUCUUCCUGCGUCGUGUUAUUGGCGCCAAAAAGGAUCAGUAUUUUCUCAACAAAAAAGUUGUACCUCGGUCAGAGGUGGUGAACCUACUGGAAUCGGCUGGAUUUUCCAACUCAAAUCCGUACUACAUCGUCAAGCAAGGCAAGAUCAACCAAAUGGCAACUGCUCCAGAUUCGCACCGGUUAAAGCUACUGCGGGAAGUGGCCGGAACGCGUGUGUACGAUGAACGGAAGGAAGAGUCUAUGAAUAUUUUGAAAGAAACCGACGGAAAGGUAGAGAAAAUUACCGAGUUCCUGAAAACCAUCGAAGAUAGAUUGAAAACGCUAGAGGAAGAGAAGGAAGAAUUGAAAGAGUACCAAAAAUGGGACAAGGCCCGACGAACUCUGGAAUACAUCAUCCACGAGACGGAACUCAAGGAAAAUAAAAAACAUCUGGAUGAUUUGGAGCAUCAACGGAAAAGCUCGGGUGACAAGCAGAAAAUGUUCGCUCAGGAAAUUCAAACCGCACAGGAGAAAAUUAAAAAUGCCCAAAAGGCAUUGAAAGACGCGAAGAAAGAUGUGACCACGACGAAGGAUGAAAAAUCGGUUCUAACAACAGAACAUCAACAACUGCUCCGCGAGAAAACCAAGUUGGAUUUGACAAUUUCCGAUUUAAGUGACGAAGUGCAGGGGGAUAAUAAGUCAAAAGAACGAGCCGAGCAAGAGUUGAAUCGUUUGAAAAUUACGAUUGCUGAAAAGGAAAGGGAACUGGAAGAAGUUCGGCCCCGAUAUGAAGCUAUGCGUAGGAAGGAGGAGGAAUGCUCAAGAGAGCUAAAUUUGAAGGAACAAAAACGCAAAGAACUCUAUGCGAAGCAAGGCCGAGGAUCACAGUUUUCCUCUCGAGAAGAACGAGACAAAUGGAUCCAGGGUGAACUGAAGUCACUGAAUAAGCAAAUCAAAGACAAAAUCGCUCAUCAGAACAAGCUGCAGGAAGAUCUGAAAAGAGACGCUGCGAAGCAAAAGGACCUUGAGAAGAAAAUUGAAGAGCAUACGGAAUCGUUUGAACAGUUGAGAAUUCAGAUUGAUGAGCACAACAAGCACUAUUACGAGCUCAAGAAGAAGAAAGAUCAUUUUCAAACAAUUCGUAACGACAUUUGGAAAAAGGAAACUCAAGUUACACAGACUCUGUCCGGCAAUAAGGAAGAACUUGCCAAAGCUGAUCAAGCUCUACGAUCAAUGGCAGGUAAGCCUAUUUUAAACGGACGUGACUCUGUGCGGAAGGUGCUGGAAAGUUUCAGUCAAAGGGGUGGACAAUUUGCGGAUAUCGCCCGUUCAUACUACGGUCCCGUGAUCGAGAAUUUCAACUGUGACAAAUCGAUUUACACAGCAGUGGAGGUAACAGCGGGUAAUAGAUUGUUCCACCACAUCGUUGAAUCGGAUCGCGUCGGCACACAGAUUCUCAAGGAAAUGAACAAGCAAAAACUUCCGGGAGAAGUCACAUUUAUGCCCUUGAACCGGCUACAGGUCCGCAUUCACGAUUAUCCGGAGGAUCCCGAUUCGAUUCCGAUGAUUUCCAAACUAAAGUACGAAGAGCAGUACGACAAAGCAUUGCGAUACAUUUUCGGCAAGACACUGAUCUGCCGUAAUCUGGAACGAGCCACCGAAUUGGCCAAGAGCACGGGUUUGGAUUGCGUUACACUGGAGGGUGAUCAGGUCUCGUCGAAGGGAUGUCUCACUGGAGGCUACUUCAACACAUCCAGAUCAAGAUUGGAAAUGCAGAAGAAGCGUUCCGAAUAUCUACAAAUGAUUGAAGAUCUAGAUAAAGAGUUGAGCGGAUUCCGAGUAGAGCUGAAACAGACAGAGUCGAGCAUCAACAGUGUCGUUUCUGAAAUGCAAAAGACCGAAACAAAGCAAGGUAAAUCGAAGGAUGCAUUCGAGAAAAUCCAAGCCGAUAUUCGUUUGAUGAAGGAUGAGUUAACGCGAAUUGAGCGCUUCCGCAAUCCCAAGGAACGUUCGUUGGCACAGUGCAAAGCCAACUUGGAAGCGAUGAACAGCACUAAGGACGGAUUGGAGAACGAGUUGCAUCAAGAGUUGAUGUCGCAGCUUUCAGUUCAGGAUCAGCACGAGGUGGACCAGCUGAAUGAUGAAAUUCGUAAAUUGAAUCAGGAAAACAAGGAAGCUUUCACAGCUCGUAUGAGCUUGGAGGUUACAAAAAAUAAACUGGAGAACUUGUUAACCAACAAUCUGUUCCGUCGUAAGGAUGAAUUGGUGCAGGCGCUGCAAGAAAUUUCUGUAGAGGAUCGUAAAAGACAGCUCACUAACUGUCGUACUGAGCUUACAUCCACCGAAAAGCGAAUAAAAAAGGUAUUGAGCGAUGUAGAUGAGAUUGAUAAAAAGGUGAGUGAAGCGGUUAAACAGCAGAAAGCUUUACAAAAAGAGCUGGAGCUUUGGAUGCAAAAAGAAAAGGAAGCCCAAGAUAAGAUGGAAGAAGAUUCCAAGCGCAUGGAAAAAUGGGCUGCCAAGGAAAACUUGCUGCAUCAGAAAAUAGAAGAAUGCACCGAAAAGAUUGCCAGUCUGGGAGCGUUGCCCCAGGUAGAUCCUUCGUAUCAACGAAUGUCAUUGAAAACGCUUUUCAAGGAACUAGAAAAGGCUAACCACCACCUCAAAAAGUACAACCAUGUGAACAAAAAAGCACUGGAUCAGUUUCUGAGCUUCUCUGAGCAGAAGGAAAAGUUGUACAAACGAAAGGAGGAGCUCGAUAUUGGUGGCGAAAAGAUUCGUGAGCUGAUGCAGAAUCUCGAGAUGCGUAAGGUGGAAGCUAUCCAGUUUACGUUCCGGCAAGUGGCAGCCAAUUUCACGGAGGUGUUUAAAAAACUAGUACCGCAAGGGUCCGGACAUUUGAUUCUCAGGACACAGAAGGACACUGAGGGCAAUGAUAUGGAAAAAGAGGUUGAAACUUCGGAUGAGUUUACCGGUAUUGGGAUUCGGGUAUCUUUCACCGGGGUUGAUGCUGAAAUGCGUGAAAUGAAUCAGUUGUCCGGAGGCCAAAAAUCUCUUGUGGCGCUGGCUCUUAUCUUUGCCAUUCAAAAGUGCGAUCCUGCACCGUUUUAUCUAUUUGAUGAAAUCGACCAGGCACUAGAUGCUCAACAUAGGAAAGCAGUGGCCGAUAUGAUCCAUGAACUAAGCGACAAAGCACAAUUCAUCACAACCACAUUCAGACCGGAACUACUGGAAAACGCUCAUAAAUUCUACGGAGUGCGGUUCCGCAACAAGGUAAGUCAUGUAGAUUGUGUCACUCGCGAAAUUGCUAGAGAUUUUGUGGAAGACGAUACUACCCAUGGUUAAUUUUCAGUUUUGUGUUAGGUGUUCAUUCUAAUUAUGAGUAAUAACAAUAUUUUAGCUCUUA